UACGGAUUUUUUGUAUAAGUAUUAUUAUUUUAGAUAUUAUUAAUAAUGCAGACCCAUCUGAAAAAAUCUUAAGCAACCCUAUUAUGACAAAUGAUGACACAUGUGGUAGUGGAAAUAAUAAUUUUUUGGAAACUCAAUUACCUAAAAAAGCUAUGGAUAAAGGUACUUCAUCUUCAAGCAGUGACUCAUCUUCAAGCAGUAACUCAUCAUCAAGCAGUAAGUCAUCAUCUAGCAGUAACACAUCUUCUGAUACAGACAACAGUUCACAACAUUCUAAAACCGAUACCGAUCCUUAUGGAUCAGAUGACAGCAUCGCAGAUCCUCCUUUUAAUCCACCUGUCAUUAAAAGGCAAGUUAAAAUAACAACAGGUAAUGCAAUUAAAAAAAGAAAAGUUAAAGAUCCGUCAAACAAUGAAAAGGUGGGUAGGAAGAAACUUCGGCAGCCUGCAACUUGGAAACAGGAAGACACAAAGAGAUUGCGAAAUGGCGGGGAAGCCUAUUUAUCUACCAGAAUUGUUCAAAAUGCAGACGGCACAAAAACCAAAUCCAAAAUAUUGCGGCCAGCUAAAACCCUUUUACCACCCUGCGGGAAUAAAUGCAAGUUAAAGUGUUCCGAAAAAUUAGACGAAGCACAGAGAAACAAAAUCUUUAAAGAAUACUGGAAUCUGAAUGACCUUGACAAACAAAGAGAAUAUAUCGUUGAUUGGGAAGAAUAG
Messenger RNA from Diabrotica virgifera virgifera (western corn rootworm), 716 nucleotides. RefSeq lists its product as uncharacterized. The transcript has 2 exons. Lineage: Eukaryota; Metazoa; Arthropoda; Insecta; Coleoptera; Chrysomelidae. The coding region runs from base 84 to 716 and encodes 210 amino acids. The record is from RefSeq and is a predicted model, not a curated record.